AUGGUUGUAUCAAAUAUUGGUGAGUACUGGAAAGAUUUUUUGGGUGCAUGAUAAUAUGAAGUAGUUCAAAUUUUAAUUUAAAAAAAAGAUCAAAGCAGGCGAAUACAGAAUUUUUAAUGUAAAUAUAGAUAUAUAAAUUUCAAUAUGAAAAUGUCCUACUUUUUCAGAAUCCGAAAAAGAAUCGUUCAAAUCUCCAAAAUCACUUCGAGAUGAUCCAAAUUCGCCAAUUCCAAUCCCAGCUUUAUCGCCAAAUAUUUGUCAAAAAUCGAUCAAGAAAACACCACCGAAAAUCCGGGAAAAUUUGCGCGAAAAAGAUGGAUUUCGAAAUUCGUGGGAAUUUAUUUUGACAGCGAUGGGUUUGAGUGUUGGAUUUGCAAAUAUUUGGAGAUUUCCACAAAAGGCACUGGAAAAUGGUGGAUGUUAGUGAGAUUUUUGGGGAAAAGGAGGGGGGGGGGUGAGAGGUACUGUAGAUACAGUACCUUUCCUAGACUUGAAUCUACAGUACCCAACUCUAAUCUUUGCAGCCGCCUUCCUAAUUGUAUACAUAAUUUGUGCCAUAUUCUUUGGUCUUCCCACAAUUUAUCUCGAAUUUUUCAUCGGUCAAUAUCAUCAAAUUUCUUCGCCAAUCAUUUUCCAACGAAUUUGUCCAGUUUUGGAAGGAAUUGGAUGGAUGUCUAGUAUUUUAUCGAUUUUUUCAUCAAUUUAUUAUCUGGUUAUAAUUUCGUGGAUAUUGAUUUUUAUGAUUAAUUUGUUUCGAGGAGAUUGGAAAAUUUGGAAUAAAUGUGAUAAUUUAUGGAAUGAUCCGGAAAGUUGUUGGAGAAACACAUUAUGUGCAAAUAAUUCUUUGGAACCCGAAUUUGAAUUUGAAUACGAACAUUCAAAUGGAUCUUGUGAAUUUUCUACGGAUUUCAAAGAAAUUUCACCUUCUGAACAAUAUUUUUCCAAUCGGAUUUUGAGAAUAUCACAAGGAAUUUUGGAUUUUGAAACGGUUAAUUGGCCAAUUUUCAUUUCUAUGAUUAUUUGUUGGAUUCUGGUUGGAUUGAUGAUUUUUCGAGGAAUGAAAAUGAUUGGGAAAAUUAGUUAUGUGAGUUUUUUGGGUAGUUAUUGAAGGGUGAAUCGAAAUUUGAAAGUAGUUUUUGUGGAAAAAAUAUAUUUGUUAACCUCAUAUUAGAAAAAACGGAACAUUUAUGUGAUUUUAGAAACAGUAGAAUUUUUUGGGAAUGUUUUCUUGUUUGAAAAAUUGGAUCUUAUUUUGAAAAUUUUUUGAAACGGCAAAAUAUUUUGGAUAUCAUACAGUGCGUUUCAUAAUGAUAGGUUCACCCCCAAAAUUUCUGAAAUCAGCCGAGGUGUGAGUUGUAAUAACAAUCCGAGUUAAAAAUAAAAAAGAGCACACAAAAUUAGCUAAGAAAACUCAAUUUUAUCUGAAACUACCAAAUAAUAAAAAAAUAAAUGACCGGAGUUCAAAAAUUUCAAAAAUUUAGCGUUUCAAAACGAUAGGUUCACCUAAUCCAGAAUUCCCAUUGGAGACAUAUAAUCGAAAAUCAAUACUUAGUUGGACCUCCAUGUUUAGAAAUGACAUCAUAGAGACGAUUUGGCAUCGAGUCAACAAGUCUCUUGAGGUAGUUCUUAUCGAUUUUAUUCCAUUCCGUCUCGAUGGCAUCUUUGAGUUGGUCCACAGUAUCAUAUUUUUUUCCUUGAGCAUAAACUCGGCGAACGAGCUCCCCCAUACGUUUUCCAUCGGAUUAAGAUCAGGAGAACACGCUGGCCAAUCCAAAACUUUGAUUUUGUGGCUUUUGAACCAAUCUUUUGAUGAUUGGCUGACGUGGAUGGCAGCAUUAUCCUGUUGAAAAGUGAACUUUCUGGUCCGGAACCGCCUCAAAUAUGGCAAAAGAUAGUCAUGGAGGGUUUUUUGGUAAUCUAACGAAUCCAUCUUGAAUGAAACAAAAGCUAUUUUUAACGUUCCAGCUGCAGAAAAUGCGCCCCAACACAUAACCCGUCCUCCUCCAAAAUUUCUCUUUGGGAAGCGAAGUUGAUCCUUUCUGAUAUCAUGCCAGUAUGAGUUGUAACCAUCCGGACCAUCAAGAUUAAACUUUUUUUCGUCAGAAAAAAUUAUCUGAACAAGAAAACAUCAAUAUUUGAUGUUUUUAGAAAAAUUACUUACCUUAUCCCAAUCUGUGGCCAUGUUGGCUUUUGCGAAAGUAAGACGGUUGUCUUUGUGGCGAAGUGUGAGACGCGGAGCUGGCACCAAUUUGGCUCGAACGAUUUCUGGGGAUUGGUCUAUGGCUCUCCAAACUGUAGUCUUACUGAUAUUCAAACCCAGCUCGUUUUUGAUGUCAUUACACGAUUUCAUUGUGUUCGAAGCCAACCUAACAAUCCCUCGUUUAUCUCUCUCCGUGAGUUUUUUGGGAGCUCCAGUGUUUUUCAUUCGCUCAUAGUGAUCCGGAUUGUUGACAAAUUGAUUAAUACAGUUGAGAGAUCGUUUCAAUUUUGACGAAAUCAUUCUAUUGGACCAUCCGGCGAUUUUGAAUGCUCUAAUUUGAGCUUGUUCCUCUUUUGUAAGAUGACUUCCCCGCGACAUUGAUGAAUGACGUGAAAAAACGAGAACAAAAACAGAAACACGUUAAAAUAAUCAAAUAUCACUCGUAUUUUCCAGAAUAUUCGAUAAAACUCCUACCACGAAACAUAACUACAGUACUACUGCGGGUGAACCUAUCGUUUUGAAACGCUAAAUUUUUGAAAUUUUUGAACUCCGGUCAUUUAUUUUUUUAUUAUUUGGUAGUUUCAGAUAAAAUUGAGUUUUCUUAGCUAAUUUUGUGUGCUCUUUUUUAUUUUUAACUCGGAUUGUUAUUACAACUCACACCUCGGCUGAUUUCAGAAAUUUUGGGGGUGAACCUAUCAUUAUGAAACGCACUGUAUGUGAGAAACAAAUUUUGUUUACAUAGAAAAUUCAUACCUGGUGAAAUCCUGAAACAGCGAAUUUUAUUCAUAAAACAUUUUUUUCCAAUAACUUUUUUUGAAUAUUUUCCAGGUAACCGUGAUUCUCCCAUAUUUCCUCAUCAUAAUUUUAUUCAUCCUUGGAUUGACUUUGGAUGGCGCAUCAGAUGGUUUAUCGCAUUUCUUCCUUCAUCCCAAAUUUUCCCAAAUAUUUUCAUUUGAAAUCUGGUCAGAAGCAUUGAAACAAUUAUGUAUUUCAUUUUCAAUUGGACAUGGUUCAAUAAUAUCACUUUCCUCUUAUAAUUAUUCGAACAAACAACAAAAAUCUCCAAAUUGCUUCAUUAUCUCAAUAAUUAUUCUAAGUGCUAAUAUAUCUUUGAGUAUUUUGAGCGGAGCUACGGUUUUUUCGAAUUUGGGAUUUUUGGCGAAGCAAAGGAAGUCAAGUAUUUUUGAGAUUGUUGAGAAUCGAAAAAGUUUGAUAUUUGUGGCUUAUUUGGAAGUUUUUGGAGAAUUGGAUGUUCCGUGGAUUUGGGUUUUUAUUUUGUUCUUGAUGAUGUUUUUGAUGGGAUUGAGUGCAGAAAUUGGUGAGUUUUUUGGAACAAGAUUAUUACCAAAAAAAUUAUAUAUAUUUUUUUUAGUUAAAAUUUGAAACAGUAAAGUUUACAAAAUUGAAAUAAAUUUUUUCGAGAUUGCUGAAAUUUUCUCAAAAAUUUUAAUGCUUGAUAUUCAAAUUUUGAAACAGUAAUUUUCUAGAAAAAUGUUUUCAAUCAUUUUUUUCCUGCUAACCGAAUGCUCACAAAAAUUAUAGAGACAGUAAAUUUAAAAUCAAAUUUUCCAAUUUUUUCAGCGCUGCUCGAAACGUUUUGCUCAAACAUCUAUGACAAAUUUCCAAAAAUGCGUAGAAAAAAAUAUAUUGUGGUCCCAAUCUACAUUUUUCUUCUAUCCAUUCUCGGCCUGAUUUUUUCAACAUCUUCUGGAUUUUAUUGGUUCGAAAUAAUCGAUGAAUAUUCGAGUUCAAUUGCAAUAUUUUCAAUUUUAUCACAAACUCUGGUUCUAAUGUAUAUUUAUGGUUCAAAACAUAUUCGACAAGAUAUUAUUGAUUUGUUAGGAGUUUCGUCACAUUUUCAAUUAUUUUUUGGUGCAAAUUCGCCAUUUUGGAGAUUUAAUUGGAUGUUUAUUAGUCCAAUUAUUGGAAUUAUUGGUUUAUUAAUUAAUAUUUGUCAAAAUGGAUUUUCGAUUUUUGGCUGGAUUUUGGUGAUUCUUCCAAUUUCAAUAGUCCCAAUUUUUGCGAUCAUCAAUUUCAUUCGAUUCAAAAAAGUUUCAAAAUCUGCUUUACAACUUCAAAAAGACCAUCCAUCUUAUGAUCGAAUUAAAGGAAAAUUAAUAUCCAAAAAAGUUGCUGAAAAGAGUUUACCAGAAGCAUCUCCAAAAAUUAUAAAAGCACCUGAAGUCUUACAAAAAUCGCGAAGAAAAUCGGAGAAAAAAAUGCACGAAUUUGGAUAA
Molecule: messenger RNA, 4437 nt
Organism: Caenorhabditis angaria
Lineage: Eukaryota; Metazoa; Nematoda; Chromadorea; Rhabditida; Rhabditidae
Source: the annotation of a GenBank genome assembly